Molecule: messenger RNA, 624 nt
Organism: Penicillium canariense
Lineage: Eukaryota; Fungi; Ascomycota; Eurotiomycetes; Eurotiales; Aspergillaceae
Exons: 1
Coding region: 1-624 (207 amino acids)
Source: RefSeq, a predicted model, not a curated record
AUGCAGUCCAAGCUUCUUGUCGCUCUUCUCUUCUCGGCCGCGGCCGUGGCUGCCCCAGCGCCCGAUGCCACCAGCUAUGCUACUGCCUCCUCCGAGAGCACUGACAGCGACGAAUCCGCCCUCCUCGACUCGAUCCCCAGCUCCAUCCUGAGCGUGAUUGAGACCGCCAUCCCGGCCACCUGGUACGACGAGAUCAUGGAUCCGGCUUCGCGCUCCUCGAUUUUCAGCGACAUUGAGGCUGGAACCUACCCGGCCUGGUACAACAGCCUGCCCAACAGUGUCAAGGCCUGGGCUACCAGCGCUGCUGAGGAUGGCUUCAACUUUUUUGGUGACUCAGCCACCACUACUGACGACGCUACUGUCGCCGCUACUGCCACCGCUACUGCCACCGCGGCCGGUGUUGCUACUGCGACCGACUCCACCACCGCGACUGGCUCCAGUGCUGCCGUGAGCACCCCUGCCGCCUCCUCCUCGGCUGCUCGCUCCAGCUCCGCUUCGUCUGUGGCUUCUUCCUCUGCUCAUGCCUCCUCAACUUCGACCGGUGGCGCGUCUGUCCCGACUGGUGGUGUUGCCAUGAGCCUGGCUGGUGUUGCCGGUAUUCUCGGCCUGGCUUUGGCCCUCUAG